ACGGCCGAUGCUGCGCGCGCGCCGCCCGCACCCGCUCUCACUAGUCGAACGGUGCCCGACCGGUAACGUAGCGCCGACUGCCGAGAGACGAACCAGCGACAAUGUCCGCCGUGGCGAAGACUUCCAAGUACACCUACCGCAGCAGCGGCGGCGGCACCACCGACGUCAACAUCGAGUACAGCGCCGACCUGAGUGCUCUCUCCAGGCUGGAGGACAAGAUCCGUCUCCUCCACGAUGAUCUGGAAUCCGAAAGGGAGCUGCGUCAGAGGAUCGAGAGGGAGAAGGCAGAUUUGAGCGUGCAAGUUAUCCAACUUUCUGAGAGGCUGGAGGAAGCUGAAGGUGGAGCUGAGAGUCAGUUCGAGAUCAACAGGAAACGCGACACCGAACUUACCAAGCUCCGCAAACUACUGGAAGAUGUCCACCUGGAGUCUGAAGAGACAGCACACCUGCUCAAGAAGAAGCACCAGGAGAUCGUCGUUGACUUCCAGGAACAAAUCGACCAGCUUACCAAAAGCAAAGCUAGGAGUGAGAAGGAGAAGUCCAAGUUCCAGGCUGAAGUAUACGAGCUGUUGGCCCAAGUGGAGAACGUGACCAAGGAGAAGAUCACCAUCUCCAAGCACGUUGAGAAGCUUGAGAUCUCUAUUAGCGAGCUCCACAUUAAAAUCGAGGAGUUGAACCGCACCAUUGUGGACAUCACCUCCCACAAGCAGCGUCUGUCGCAGGAGAACGUUGAACUCAUCAAGGAAGUUCAGGACCUUAAGGUGAACAUCGAGAACGUGACCUACCUUAGGAGCCAGAUCGCCAGCCAGCUUGAGGACUCGCGCCGCAGGCUCGAAGAUGAGGAGAGGAGGCGUUCCCUGCUUGAAGCUAACCUGCACCAGGUUGAAAUCGACUUGGAAUCCGUCCGCGUCCAGCUGGAAGAGGAAUCUGAAGCCCGUUUGGACCUGGAACGCCAGCUUGUCAAGGUCAACGGUGAAGCCCAGCACUGGAGGUCCAAAUUCGAGGCCGAGGCUGCCGCCCGUGCCGAGGAGAUCGAGGAGAUCCGCCGCAAAUACUCCAUCCGCAUUCAGGAGCAGGAGGAACAGAUUGAGACCCUCAUCGCUAAGAUCAGCAACGUUGAGAAGCAGAAGUCCCGCCUGCAGAGCGAGGUGGAGGUCCUCAUUAUCGAUCUGGAGAAGGCCAAUGGAACAGCUCGGGAGCUGCAGAAGAGAACGGAACAGCUGGAGCGAGUGAACAUCGAGAUCAAGUCCCGCCUCGAGGAGACCGUCUCCCUGUACGAGCAGUCGCAGCGUGACCUCCGCAACAAGCAGACUGAGCUCCAGCGUGUCAGCCACGAGCUUGACAAGACCCGUGAGCAGAAGGACGCGCUCGGCCGCGAGAACAAGAAAUUGGGUGAUGACUUGCACGAUGCCCGCGCGACCCUCACGGAGAUGAACCGCCGUCUUCACGAGCUCGAGAUCGAGCUGCGCCGUCUUGAGAACGAGCGAGAGGAACUCACCGCCGCCUACAAGGAGGCUGAGGCUGGUCGCAAAGCUGAGGAGCAGCGCUCACAGAGGCUGACUGCUGAGUUUGGCCAGUUCCGUCAUGAAGCUGAACGCCGCCUCCAGGAGAAGGAAGAAGAAAUUGAAGCUAUUCGCAAGCAGACCAGCAUUGAAAUCGAGCAACUGAACGCUCGCGUUGUUGAAGCUGAGACCAAGUUGAAGUCUGAAGUGACCCGCAUCAAGAAGAAGCUCCAGAUCCAGAUCACCGAGCUCGAGCUGUCCCUUGAUGUUGCCAACAAGACCAACAUUGAUCUGCAGAAGACCAUUAAGAAGCAGUCCCUGCAGCUCACCGAGAUCCAGACCCACUACGACGAGGUGCAGAGGCAGCUGCAAGUGACCCUCGACCAGUAUGGCGUCGCUCAGCGCAGGAUACAGUCCCUCACCGGCGAGGUCGAGGAGAUCCGUGGCAACUACGAACAGGCCCUCCGCGCCAAGCGCGUCAUCGAGCAGUCGUACGAGGAGGCUCAGACCCGCAUCAAUGAGCUCACCGUCAUCAACGUCAACCUGUCCAGCAGCAAAGCCAAGAUCGAGCAGGAGCUGGCUGCCGUCGCGGCUGACUACGAUGAGAUCACCAAGGAACUGCGCGUCGCUGAUGAGAGAUACCAGCGUGUCCAGACUGAACUUAAGCACACCGUCGAGCACUUGCACGAGGAGCAGGAGAGGAUUGUCAAGAUCGAGGCCGUCAAGAAGUCCCUCGAGAUCGAAGUCAAGAACAUCUCAGUCCGCCUGGAGGAAGUCGAAGCCAACGCCAUUGUCGGAGGCAAGCGCGUCAUCAGCAAACUGGAGGCCCGCAUCAAGGACAUGGAGCUUGAGCUCGACGAGGAGAAGAGGAGGCAUGCGGAGACCAUCAAGAUCCUCCGCAAGAAAGAGCGCACGCUCAAGGAAGUCAUGAUCCAGUGCGAAGAGGACCAGAAGAACAUUGCCCUGCUCCAGGACUCGCUGGAGAAGACCUCGCAGAAGGUCAACAUCUACAAGAGGCAGCUGACGGAACAGGAGGGUGUAUCCCAGCAGAGCGUGACCAGAGUGCGACGAUUCCAGCGCGAGCUCGAAGCCGCCGAGGACCGCGCCGACGUCGCCGAGAGCAACCUCUCACUCAUCCGCGCCAAGCACCGCACCUUCGUCACCACCUCCACAGUUCCCGGAUCCCAGGUCUACCUGGUCCAGGAGUCCCGCGCUCUCAGCACGGAGUGAGUCACCAACCCACCGCCCCGCAACACCAGCAUUUCUCUCCACCAGUCUAUAUCGGGGCGCAAUUCCGGUCGGGUAUAAGCCUAGUCGUUCGUUAAGUGAUGUAUGAUCCCACCGGCAGAUGGCAGCAGUUAGUUAACCACUCACUACCGCCAUCUCUCGGGCAGUUGAAGCAAUCGCGAUCGGGACGGGCGCUCGGCGCUCCGGCGCGCCCUAAGCCGUGUCUCCACUCCUGGCCAUACGUCGACCGUUCGUCCCGCUAACAUUUUUUUAUUGUAACGCUAAAACAACCAAAUAAAGGAACCAAAAACUCUUCAA
Messenger RNA from Ostrinia furnacalis (Asian corn borer), 3047 nucleotides. RefSeq names its product Paramyosin (gene Prm). The transcript has 16 exons. Gene Ontology annotation, cellular component: myosin complex; bicellular tight junction. NCBI's taxonomy places the organism in Eukaryota, Metazoa, Arthropoda, Insecta, Lepidoptera, Crambidae. The record is from RefSeq and is a predicted model, not a curated record. The coding region runs from base 102 to 2732 and encodes 876 amino acids.